AUGCCUAUCACCGCCGGUGACGCUGCACCUGGUGCCGCCAUGAAGGCUGAGAUCACCGACUACACCAAGGCCUUGGAGGUUUUGGAUACCUAUACCACCCUUGAUGGUCUUGAUGCGGAUACCCUGCUUGAUUCUGACAAGCACGGUGCAUUGACCUACAAUGAUUUCUUGAUCCUGCCCGGUUACAUCGGCUUCCCCGCUUCCGAUGUCUCUUUGGAAACCCCUGUUACCAAGCGUAUCUCCCUGAAGGCUCCCCUUCUCUCCUCGCCCAUGGACACAGUCACCGAGCACAACAUGGCCAUCCACAUGGCUCUGCUCGGUGGUCUGGGUGUUAUCCACCACAACUGCUCUCCUGAGGAUCAGGCAGAGAUGGUCCGCAAGGUUAAGAGAUACGAGAACGGUUUCAUUCUGGACCCUGUUGUCCUCUCUCCCAAGGCCACUGUUGGUGAAGCCAAGGAGCUGAAGGCCAAGUGGGGCUUCGGUGGCUUCCCUGUCACUGAGAACGGAACCCUCAAGUCCAAGCUCGUUGGAAUGGUUACCUCGCGUGACAUUCAGUUCCACACUGAUGAUAACGCACCCGUGACUGCCAUCAUGGCCACGGAUCUUGUUACUGCCCCCGCUGGCACCACCCUGGCCGAGGCCAACGAGGUCCUCCGUCAGUCCAAGAAGGGAAAGCUCCCCAUUGUUGAUGCCAAUGGCAACAUUGUCUCCCUGCUUUCCCGCUCUGAUCUGAUGAAGAACCUCCACUACCCUCUGGCCUCCAAGCUCCCCGACUCCAAGCAGCUGAUUUCUGCCGCUGCUAUUGGUACUCGCGAGGAGGACAAGAACCGCCUUAAGCUUCUUGUUGAGGCUGGAUUGGACAUUGUUAUUCUGGACUCCAGCCAGGGUAACUCUAUGUACCAGAUCGAGAUGAUUAAGUACAUUAAGAAGACUAUGCCCGAGAUCGACGUUAUCGGUGGUAACGUUGUCACUCGUGAGCAGGCUGCUGCUUUGAUUGCCGCCGGUGUCGAUGGCCUGAGAAUUGGCAUGGGCAGCGGUAGUGCCUGUAUCACCCAGGAGGUUAUGGCUGUUGGCCGUCCCCAGGCUGCCUCCGUGCGCAGCGUUGCAUCAUUUGCCGCUCGCUUCGGCGUUCCCUGUAUCGCCGAUGGUGGUGUCCAGAACGUUGGUCACAUCGUCAAGGGUCUGGCCAUGGGUGCCAGCACCGUCAUGAUGGGCGGUCUCCUUGCCGGUACCACCGAGUCUCCCGGUGAGUACUACGUCAGCAACGAGGGCCAGCUCGUCAAGGCCUACCGUGGCAUGGGCAGCAUUGCCGCCAUGGAGGAUAAGAAGGCCGGUGGUGACGGAAAGGAUAGCAAGGCCAGCAACGCUGGUACCGCUCGCUACUUCUCCGAGAAGGACCGUGUCCUUGUCGCUCAGGGUGUCGCUGGAUCCGUCCUUGACCGCGGUUCCGUCACCAAAUUCAUUCCUUACCUCGUUGCCGGUAUCCAGCACUCCCUGCAGGACAUUGGUGUCCAGAGCCUGGACGCUCUGCACGAUGGUGUCAACCAGGGCACUGUGCGUUUCGAGAUGAGAAGUGCCAGCGCUAUGACCGAGGGUAACGUCCACGGUCUCCACAGCUACGACAAGAAGCUUUACUCGUAA
This is a messenger RNA of Penicillium vulpinum, 1641 nucleotides long. Its product is annotated as putative IMP dehydrogenase. The transcript has 3 exons. Gene Ontology annotation, biological process: GTP biosynthetic process. The record is from RefSeq and is a predicted model, not a curated record. Gene Ontology annotation, cellular component: cytoplasm. Gene Ontology annotation, molecular function: IMP dehydrogenase activity. Lineage: Eukaryota; Fungi; Ascomycota; Eurotiomycetes; Eurotiales; Aspergillaceae. The coding region runs from base 1 to 1641 and encodes 546 amino acids.